CCUUCGUCUUGCUUCUUCUUUCUUCGUCAGUGGGCGCGCGGGCACGCGCGAACUCCAAUGGGGAGGGCCAGACUUUGUUCUACUCACCCAAUCUUCUGUUUUCCUUUGUUCUCCUGUGACCGUGAGGGGUUAAGAAUCUAGUGGCUGUGGGUUGUGUUGAAGGCGCGAACUCAAAAAGCUUCUUUCUUUCCUUUUGCCGCGUCUAUGCGUUUCCCAUUGUGCUGUGAGUAUGGAAGCAGAUUGGGUCUCUUUUCUCUACCCUAUGACCGUGAGAGGCCUGGGUGAGGCUUGAAUUCCUUUUCUUGGCUGCGGCUGAUCGUUCAAAGAGGAGAUGAAUUUGGGGUUUUAUUUAGUUGACGCAUGGAAGGAGAAGAUACACUCGAAUAGGCUCCUUCAGAAGCUUUUUAUUUUUGGCCAAACUCAAUCAAAGGCUUCAAAAUCAGUAACAUGACAGUGUAUCCCUCUCUGAGGCUACUCACAAACACUUUGAUAAACCCAACACUUAGAACUGGAAGAAACCAUAUUCAAUACCAUACUAGGCUUUUAUUUCAAUCGUAUGCGACUACUGUCAAUCCCCAGUUCUCGUGGAGUGUGGAGCACGAUUCUUCGCAGAAUGUACAACAACUGUUCGAUCAAAUACCUCUUAGAGGCCUUAAAGAAUAUAACCAAUUGCUCUUCUAUUACUCUCGCAAUGAGCAGGCCAGGGAAACUCUCCAUUUGUUUGUAUGUCUUUGUCGUUCUGGUUUACCCAUUGAAGGGCCCAUCUUGUCUAAUGUUUUGAAAGUUUGUGCAUGUUCUUUUGAUGGCCUAGUGGGCAGGCAAGUGCAUUGUCAAUGUAUAAAGUCUGGAUUUUUGCAGGAUGUUAGUGUAGGAACUGCUCUUGUUGAUAUGUAUAUGAAAAAUGCAUGUGUAAGAGAUGGGAGGAGGGUGUUUGACGAGAUGGAGGAGAGAAAUGUGGUAUCAUGGACUUCAUUGCUUUCAGGUUAUUCAUGGAAUGGAUAUAAUGAUGAUGCAUUGGAACUAUUCUGUAUGAUGAGAGUUGAGGGAUAUAUGCCUAACCAUUAUACUAUUUCUACCAUUAUUGGAGCUUUGGCUAACCACAAGGCAGUGGAUGCUGGAAUUCAAGUCCAUGCCAUGGUUGUAAAGCAUGGUUUUGAGACUAUAACACCUGUAUGCAAUUCUCUAGUCAAUUUGUAUUCAAAGUCAGGCAUGUUAAGAGAUGCUGGAGCUAUUUUUAAUAGUAUGGAGAGCAAGGAUUCUGUUUCUUGGAAUAGUAUGAUUUCAGGACAAGUGGCAAAUGGACAUGAUUUGCAAGCUUUGGAAAUUUUCUAUCACAUGCAAUUUGCAGGGGUUGUGCCUACGCAAAUGACAUUUGUUAGCAUUAUUAAGUCAUGUACCAAUCUUAAAGAUUUGGAUUUCAUAAGACUACUACAUUGUAGGACUUUGAAGAGUGGGUAUUCAAAUGACCAAGGUAUCCUAACUGCACUGAUGAAUGCAUACUUCAAAUGCAGGGAAAUGGAUUAUGCUCAUGAUCUUUUGUCCCUGAUGAGUGGGGGUCAGAAUGUGGUGUUGUGGACUGCUAUGAUCAAUGGGUACUUGCAGAAUGGUAACACUAAGAAUGCUGUGAAUUUGUUUUCCCAAAUGAGGCGGGAGGGUGUCAAACCAAAUCAUUUCACAUACUCUACCAUCCUUAAAGUACAAAAUGCUGUUUCCAUUUUCCAAAUACAUGCAGAGGUUAUCAAAGCUAACUAUGAGAAAUCAUCUUCAGUCGGAACUGCACUUUUAGAUGCUUAUGUUAAGAGAGGAAAUAUUUACGAUGCUCUUAAAGUUUUUGAGGUUAUUGAAGCAAAGGACAUAAUAGCCUGGUCAGCAAUGAUAGCGGGAUAUGCACAAACAGGUGAAACUGAAGAAGCUGCUAAAAUCUUCCUCCAGCUGUCAAGGGAGGGGAUUAAACCAAAUGAGUUUACUUUUUCUAGCAUCAUCAAUGCUUGUGCUUCUUCAAUGGCAUCAGUUGAACAGGGGAAGCAAUUCCAUGCUUGUGCCAUUAAAAUGAGGCUGAAUAAUGCUUUGUGUGUAAGUAGUGCCCUUGUUACUAUGUAUUCAAAGAGAGGCAAUAUUGAAAGCGCACAUGAAGUUUUCAGGAGGCAGGGGGAGAGGGACCUAGUUUCAUGGAACUCAAUGAUCUCUGGAUAUGCACAACAUGGUCAUGCAAACAAAGCUUUAGAGGUAUUUGAGAAAUUACAAAAUCAAAACAUGGAAGUGGAUGCUAUAACAUUCAUUGGUGUCAUUUCUGCCUGUACCCAUGCUGGCUUGGUGGAUGAAGGUCAACGUUAUUUUAAUAUGAUGGUCAAGGAUCAUCACAUUAACCCCACAAUGGAGCACUAUUCUUGCAUGAUUGAUCUAUACAGCCGGGCAGGAUUGUUGGGUAAAGCCAUGGAUAUUAUAAACGGAAUGCCAUUUUCCCCUUGCACAACUGUGUGGCGCACUCUCUUAGCAGCUUGCCGAGUACAUCGAAACAUGGAGCUUGGAAAACUUGCAGCCGAAAAGCUCAUGUUACUUCAACCACAACACUCAGCUGCAUAUGUGCUGCUAUCUAAUAUGUAUGCUGCAGCAGGAAAGUGGCAGGAGAGAUCCAAUGUGAGAAAGCUAAUGGACAAGAGAAGAGUGAAAAAGGAAGCUGGGUAUAGCUGGAUUGAGGUAAAAAAUAAGACAUACUCAUUCUUGGCUGGUGAUUCAUCACAUCCUAUGUCAGAUCAAAUUUACUCAAAGCUUGCUGAUUUAAAUGUCCGAUUGAAGGAUGCAGGUUAUCAACCUGAUACAAAUUAUGUGUUUCAUGAUGUUGAGGAUGAACACAAAGAAGCCAUUCUUUCUCAACAUAGUGAAAGGUUGGCCAUUGCUUUUGGGUUAAUAGCUACGGUUCCAGAAGUUCCCAUUCAAAUUGUGAAAAAUCUGAGAGUCUGUGGAGAUUGUCAUAAUUUUAUUAAGUUAAUAUCACUCGUUGAACAAAGAUACAUUGUUGUUAGGGAUUCAAACCGGUUUCACCACUUCAAAGGUGGUUCAUGUUCAUGUGGAGACUAUUGGUAAUGUUUAUGUUUUGAAGAUCUUUUAAGGAAAAGAUCUUUGUUUCUCAAAGGACAUGUAAAACCUCUUCAGACUGCAGAAUUCUUAUGGGAACCUCAAUGCAAAGACGAUAAGAAAUGAGAUCCUUAGGAUAUCAUGAUAAGAUCAAGGCUAUUGAUGCAUUUCUUUUUCCUGUGGAUUAUGGCAGAGAAUGAUCCAUUUUUGUUACCCACUCAGAGAGAGGGCAUUAUGAUACUUCUUCGACUUGAGAAAGAUGAUGUGCAAGUAGAAACCCAAAGAAAUAUAUGAUUUUAUAUAUAGUCAAUCAAUAUAUCUGUAAGAGUUGUCACUAUUCGUAAGUUGUGAACAGUAUGUCUUGAAUUUUUUGCAAGUGCUUGACGUCUUGACAAAAGGUUGGUAGCUUUAUAAAAUUUGUUAGCUGCUUAUGAGAAGUCUAGAAAUCAUAGUCAAUUUCACCUCUGAUGCUGGUUCAAGGAAUGUGAUGACUGAUGCUUAUAUUAGGUAUAUGCCGAAAGUUUUUUCAUUAUGCUUCCUUCCCUCUCUUGUUCCAAUAACUUGUUCACAAUGCUGCCUUGUUUGGUUUAAAAUUCAGAAAUUUGGUAACUUUGUCGCCAUAUUUGCAUGCUCCUUUUAUGCUGUUAGAUUCAUGAUUAGGGCUAUGCUUAUUUUGCUCCUUUAUUUUGAGGUUUUGGAAUGUACCAGGAGAUGUGCGUGCAUUGAAUAGAAGACAUCUCAUAAGGAAACAUUUGAGGACAUAAAGUUAACUCCUACUUUUGCUGACCCGUUGAUGUGUUUAAUCCAAGAGGAUACUGUCCUAUAGGUUGGAAGGACAAAAUGAGUCAUGCAUCUCAUAUUGACAGUUGUUGCUGAGUACCAAUUCAUACUGAUGUUCUAUGAAAUCUGAACGAAGUUGAAGGAAGACUAGAGUUCAACUAUAAACUAUAUUGUCAUUUGUUGAUAGAACAAAAUGGUGUUUGACCUAAUGAGAUAGGAUUUGUUGUUGUUAUGGCUACUGUUCUUGCUUUUAGAGACAAUUUGUAUUGGAAAAAUCAUGGAAAACUAAUCUGCAACACAAGUUCCUUAA
This is a messenger RNA of Neltuma alba, 4165 nucleotides long. RefSeq names its product pentatricopeptide repeat-containing protein At2g27610. The transcript is spliced from 2 exons. The coding region runs from base 448 to 3084 and encodes 878 amino acids. Gene Ontology annotation, molecular function: RNA binding; zinc ion binding; protein binding. The record is from RefSeq and is a predicted model, not a curated record. NCBI's taxonomy places the organism in Eukaryota, Viridiplantae, Streptophyta, Magnoliopsida, Fabales, Fabaceae. Gene Ontology annotation, biological process: RNA modification.